UUGAAAUUCUUCAAGUCGGUAUUGGCCCGUUCGUCUAACGGGAACUCUUAUGCGGAGCGUUACCAGGUCUUCAGACAGUCGACACCACGCUUGUGGACCGCUCCGAACACUGUAUCGCCCCAUUCAUAAGCCAAGAGUUUCAACUUAUGCACGCUGUUCGAUGAUAAUGAAAAGAAUCGUUUGUGAAAGUAGCAUUAAGACGAUGUGCGUAUAGUGGUGUUGAGUUCGACGUACGUUUGAAUUUGAGUUCGUCGAAUCGAGCUCUGCAGAAUCCGAGAUGAUAAAGCCGAGAUUGCUGCUGUUGGUAAGCUGCGCGUUGGCCGUUUCUCAUGGACAGUCAAGUGGGAGAGUGAGCUUCGAAGAUUCGGAUUCCCACAGUCGACAGAAUCGAGAUGGACCGCAGUUCGACCAGUUCCACAAUCAGGGGUCGAACGACGCUCCCGUAUUCCAGCAAGGUCAUCCCAGGAACAACACCAGACAAGGGAAGGACCUUCUCGACUGGAUAGGUCUCGGUACGGGACAAAACGUGGAUCCUUAUCUGGCGAGGAUGAACAGUGCUUGCCUGAACGGCGACCUCGCCGAAUGUUUCAAAUCGAGGGCCUUGAGUUCCUUGUCGGAAUUCUUCGACCAACCGGAAUACAAUCUCAACGGCAACGUAAGGGUGGUUCGAAUGUCCAGAGACAUCGUCCGAGAGGUCAGUCGCCAGCCGUACGAAUACUCCAGCUCGGCGAGGAGCGACGAUUCCGAAUGGGAUCAGCUUGUGAAAUUCGCUGCCAGGAAGGCGGAAAAGUUUGUAAAAACUGUAGCAUUCGAGGUCGAGAUACCGAGCGAAGUUACCGGAGACAACGAGGUCUACGCACCGAGGUUCUUAGACGAGAUCGCCGACGAGAUUGACACAAUUGAGAACAAGAAGGAUACGCAUUUCUCUCGUAUUCGUCUGAAGAAAUUGCUCAUCCCAAUGCUGAUAAUCUUGAAACUCUUCAAGCUGAAACUUCUGCUAUUUUUGCCCCUCAUUCUUGGUUUGGCGUCGUUCAAAAAGUUCCUGGGUUUCAUGGCGAUCGUCAUACCCGGUUUGAUUGGUUUUUUCAAGCUCUGCAAGCCGCAGGUACAAAAUUAUCAACCUCCGGUCUACAGUCAAAGCGGGGUUGGUUUUCCCCCAUACUAUAAAGAGAACACGAACAGCUUCAGCCACAACGAUUAUCACGAAAAUGAUUAUCACGGACAUCACGGAUCUUCGCCCCCCGUCUCAUUCGGUCAAGAUCUAGCCUAUCAAGGAUACAACAGGGAUUACGGAAAGUGAAUCCUCGAGCCUUAAAAAAACGCGUUACGCGAAUCGUCGGGAAAAUAUCGCGACAUCGAACCACGUGCGUUCUCAGACGUAAUCUUAGUUCAAGUUUGUAAGUUUGUUGUUGUUAUUAUUAUUAUUGUUAAUAUUAUUAUUACCAUUAUCAUUCGUCUCGAUCGUUCGAUCGGUUCCGAUAUUUUCAGACGAAGUCAUUCCAUUUUAAAUUAUUUAUCUCUUGUACAAUCCACGUACUACGUAUAUUAUUUUAAAUUACUCUCACCAUCGCGUGUAUACCCUUAACUGCAUCAUAUAUGAAACUAAGUCGUAUUUAUGUGUAUAUUUGUCAAUAAAUAUGUGUAAAUAUUUUUUACGUAA
Molecule: messenger RNA, 1660 nt
Organism: Athalia rosae (coleseed sawfly)
Lineage: Eukaryota; Metazoa; Arthropoda; Insecta; Hymenoptera; Athaliidae
Gene: Osi2
Exons: 5
Coding region: 278-1300 (340 amino acids)
Source: RefSeq, a predicted model, not a curated record